GAAAAACCAAACCGGAAGUAGCCGAUAAGGGCCAAAGAGGUGGGGACAGGAAGAGGGAAGCUUGAAGACAACUACAGCGAAGUUACUGCAUUGGGUCAUAUUUAAUCGAGUUCUGCCUUCUUGGAGAGAUGACUCUGCAAUGGACCGCCGUGGCUCUUUUCCUCUAUGCGGAAAUUGGCGUCAUUCUCAUUCUCUGCUUACCUUUCAUCUCAGCGAGGAGGUGGCAGCGCAUUUUCCAGUUCAGGAUCUGGAGUUGGAUGGCAAAUUUCUGGAACAAAGUGUUUCUCACCAUGAUCAUAAUACUCAUCAUUCUCUUUCUUGAUGCGGUGCGGGAAGUGAGGAAGUACUCCAGUAGAGACCUCGGGGUGGACGCCAAGCUGCAGCCCAACAUGUUUGACCACAUGCACAUGAAGCUCUUCAGGGCCCAAAGGAACCUCUACAUUUCUGGCUUCUCCGUCUUCCUCUGGCUUGUGAUGAAGCGACUGAUCACUUUAAUCAACCAGCUGGCCUCUGAGUCUGCAACAACAGCUGCUCUUCAAGAACAGGCAGCCAAUGCUAACCAGACAGCUGAGAAAUAUCUGAAGGAAAAUGAGCUGCUCAAACAGACUCUGAUGGACGGAAAGAGCGAUAAGGCAACAGAAGAUGGCGUGAAGCUGCUGCGAGCAGAAAUGGAGAAGCUGAAGAAAGAAUUAAAGACUUCCGAGGACGCCCUGGAGAAGUCCCACAAAGGGGCAGACGCAGUGAAAAGGCAGAUGGACGGCCUCGCCAGAGAGUACGACCGGCUGUUGAAGGAACACCAGGAGCUCCAGAACCUUCAUGAAAGUGGAGACAAAAAAGAAGACUAAUUUUUUAAAGUCUCUAUCUCUGCCUCGCAGGGAUCAGUGCAAAAACAGAACCUGAGCUACAGAAGAGAUCGUUUAUAUGGAGAAAAAAAAUGUUUCUUUUUUUUUCUUUCUUGGUUGCAAAUGCUUUUAAAGUUUGCAUUUUUAGAAUUGCUGCUUUUACAGAAAUCUUUUUCUCACAUUUCUGUUGUUUCAGCAAAUAUUCUUCACAUCUGAACCCAACCAGAGGAUGGUUAUAGUUUGGGAUUUCACGAUUUUAGGCAGUAAUUAUAGUAUAAAUGUUGGUAAACAUCAUUAGAUUCAAUAAUAUCUGUUCUAAAAUCAAGAAAACACUUUGUUUUCAUGUUGCAGUGGAUUUAUUAAAAAAAGAUUCUGAUGUUUAUCUGCUGCACUGCAUUGAAAGGGCUUAUAAUGCUCCCGUGUUUCAUGUUUACGUUUGAAACAGAAGUUGUUUUAUUUUAAAUGUGUUUCUAUUUGCCAGAUUAAGCAUUCUCAGCAUUUGGUGGAAAGACUGGGAGACUGUAAUCACACGUUUAAGAGACUUCCCAGUUCUGCAUGUCAGUGAUUCUUCUUUGGGUUUGCUGCACAAACUGUAAAAAAAAAAAAAAAAUUCUGUUCAUAUUGCACAUGCGUAUUUCCGUUGUCCAAAGAAAUCUGACUGAUGUGCCUUUUAGCUUAUAAAAAUAGAAUAAAAAUAGUUUGGUUAU
This is a messenger RNA of Oryzias melastigma (Indian medaka), 1549 nucleotides long. RefSeq names its product B cell receptor associated protein 29 (gene bcap29). NCBI's taxonomy places the organism in Eukaryota, Metazoa, Chordata, Actinopteri, Beloniformes, Adrianichthyidae. The transcript is spliced from 8 exons. Gene Ontology annotation, biological process: endoplasmic reticulum to Golgi vesicle-mediated transport; intracellular protein transport. The coding region runs from base 129 to 845 and encodes 238 amino acids. Gene Ontology annotation, cellular component: endoplasmic reticulum membrane; endoplasmic reticulum. The record is from RefSeq and is a predicted model, not a curated record.